AUGGUAUUGGGUAUAAGCUCCAAGAACAGGAGAGGUUCAUCGAUACAAGUGCAUUACCUGAUCAACAUUCACGAGAUCAAACCUUGGCCUCCCUCUCAGUCCCUUCGAUCACUGCGCUCUGUUGUCAUUCAGUGGGAGAACGGUGACCGCAAUUCUGGAACUACAAAUGUCGUUGCUCCUUCUCUUGGCUCUGUCAUCGGCGAAGGCAAAAUCGAGUUCAACGAAUCAUUUAAGCUUCCUGUGACCUUGUUCAAAGACGCCUCUGCUCGGAACAACAAGAGCGGCGAUGUGUUCUUCAAGAACGUCUUGGAGCUCAACUUGUACGAGCCUCGCAGAGAGAAAACACAUCAGCUCUUGGCAACUGCAACCAUUGACCUGGCGGAUUAUGGUAUUGUCAAAGACAGUUUGAGCUUAACUGCUCCGAUGAACAGUAAACGAACCUUCUGGAAAACAAGUCAGCCUGUUUUGUACCUCACUAUUCAACGCAUUGAUAGACGCCAGGCCAAGGAGGAAGCUGCAAAUGGUGGUGAAUCUGUUUCUGCCUUGAUGAACGAGGAAUACUAUAAGGAAGCUGAGAUUGCUUCCAUCACAGACGACGACGUUUCCUCCCGCUCCUCCUUGACUGUUUCAUCUUCAAAUGGUGCCCUUUUCGAAGAACAUGAGAGGCUCAACAAGAGUUCCAAACGAAAUGGCCACGGGAGAUCCCAGUCAGCAUCUGAGAGCAGACAAGGAGAUAUUGCGUCACGUUCCUCAUCUCUGGAUCUAUCUUCUGUGUUUACAACCGAUCCUAAGGAGACCACUAAGUCUAUGCCUUUCCAAAUCGAUGAUCACUCGGAAAAUGCUUCGCCUCGAGCUUCUGAGAAUAGCCAAGAUUUGAUGAGUGAUCAGGAAUCAGAGUGCAGAGUUGAGAAAUCAAGAACGGUGAGGUCUGUUCGAUCAUCCUUGGAUAUUUCCAGGAGCAGUAGCCGAUUGAGUUUAUCCAGAGAAGCUAAGGUGUAUCCAAAGUCUGCACGGGACACAAGUUUGGAGAGCAAAGUCAAGAGCUUGGAAAGUAAGGUGAAGAAGCUUGAGGGUGAGUUAUGUGAGGCUGCAGCCGUUGAAGCAGCGCUCUACUCCGUGGUUUCAGAGCAUGGAAGUUCGUCAACUAAAGUCCAUGCGCCUGCUAGACGUCUUUUGAGGCUGUAUCUUCAUGCUUGCAGAGAAACCCAUUCGAGAAGAGCUAAUGCAGCCAAAAGUGCUGUCUCCGGGUUGGUUCUUGUCGCCAAAGCGUGUGGAAAUGAUGUCCCUAGAUUGACAUUUUGGUUGUCAAACACUAUCAUCCUGAGGGCGAUCAUAAGUGAUACCAGUGCAGAAGAGGAACUACCUGUUUCCUCUGGUCCUGGACCGAGGAACUACCUUGGUCAGAGAGAAGAAACCGAGAAGCGACCAUCCUUGAGGUGGAAAGAUUCUUCUUCUCUGAGCAAAAAGGACAUUGAGAGUGUUGGUGCGUGGGAUGACCCUAAAACAUUUGUAACAGCGCUAGAGAAGGUCGAAGCUUGGAUCUUCUCACGCGUUGUAGAAUCCAUAUGGUGGCAGACUUUGACACCACAUAUGCAGUCCUCGGCAGCAUCCACUAGAGAGUUUGAUAAAGCCAAUGGUUCUGCGUCAAAGAAAAACUUUGGCAGAACUCCAAGCUGUAUGAACCAAGAACAAGGUGACUUUUCAUUAGAGCUUUGGAAAAAGGCUUUCAGGGAUGCACAUGAACGUCUAUGCCCUGUGAGAGCUAGUGGGCAUGAAUGUGGUUGUUCGCCGGUGCCUGCGCGUCUGAUAAUGGAACAGUGUGUGGCUCGGCUAGAUGUGGCAAUGUUCAAUGCUAUCCUUCGUGAUUCUGAUGAAAAUUUCCCAACAGACCCUGUCUCUGAUCCCAUUGCAGACUCCAGGGUCUUACCAAUUCCUUGUACAACAUCAAGUUUCGGUUCAGGUGCCCAGCUGAAGAACUCGAUAGGAAACUGGUCCAGGUGGCUCAAUGAUCUAUUCGGCAUCGAUGACGAAGAUGAUGGCAGCAGCGAUGAGAAUAGCUACGUUGAGAGAUCGUUCAAGACUUUCAAUCUUCUCAAGGCAUUAAGCGAUCUAAUGAUGCUUCCAAAAGAUAUGCUCCUCAACACUUCUGUGAGAAAAGAGGUUUGCCCAAUGUUUGGUGCACCGUUGAUCAAGAGAGUGCUGAAUAAUUUUGUGCCGGAUGAGUUUUGCCCUGACCCAGUUCCUCAUGGUGUACUUGAAGCUCUUGAAUCCGAGGAGGAAGCUGAGAAGGGUAUGAUCACGAGUUAUCCAUGCACUGCACCUCCUCCCGUGUACUCUCCACCUUCAGGGGCUUCAAUCUCCACUAUGAUUGGAGACUUUGGACAGGCUCAGGCGCCGCAGUUAUGCAGAAUCAGGUCUUCGGUCACAAGAAAAGCAUACACAAGCGAUGACGAGCUUGAUGAGCUGAGUUCACCGUUGGAUGUUGUUGGACUUCAGCAGGCAGUCAAUGAUGGCUGUGCGGAUGAGACAGUCAGGUAUCAACUUCUCAGGGAGUGUUGGAGGAACGGCGAAUGA
Microthlaspi erraticum is the source of this 2574-nucleotide messenger RNA. NCBI's taxonomy places the organism in Eukaryota, Viridiplantae, Streptophyta, Magnoliopsida, Brassicales, Brassicaceae. The record is from the annotation of a GenBank genome assembly.